CGGUGCAGUGCUGGUGCUGUGGGGGAGAUCCUUCGUAUUAUCCGGUUGCAACGGUGGCGUCCGGAUGCCAGAUCUUUUCGUGAUGCCGCUGAGCGCCACCGUGGAGGCUAGCCUCCAACAAGCGGCCGCGCAACUGCCCGCGACGACACUCCGGAAGCUCUUCCAUGUCGCUGGCACGCAGAUUGGCAGCCAUGAUGCAGCUACUUUGGACCUCGGCGAUCUGCUGCCUCUACCGGCAAGCGCGGGCCAAGCCCGCGCGCUCAAAGAGGCGUAUGCCGCCACUUGCAUUCUUGUGGCAGACAUGGCCAAGCAGAACUUGUCCAAGGACAACAACAGUCGCUGGCUCCUCGAGCUUGGCUUCCAGAAGAACGUCGUCGAAGACAUUUGCGGCAUCCUGUCGGAGACGAUCCCGGUAGUGCAGUCCUUGGCGUCCGUUUCGGGCUUGCGAUUGGACCGCGUGGUAGACGUCUCGUGGCGGCUGGACUACUGCAUUCGGUCCAGCACCUUUGGCACGAUCCACGAGCCGUUGUACUUCGUCGUGCUGACGGUCCAAGAGGCGUUGACAGGCUCGUUGACGUACGAGCGAUUCACGUGCUCCGUAGCGCAGCUCGAAGAGCUCGUGUUCAAGCUUCAAGAAGCCAUGGAUCAGAUUGACAUGGUUCUUCGCGCACUCAAGGACGACAAUAAACUCUAAUCAUCGAUGCGUCGUGCAUGCCUUUGGCAUAUGCACA
This is a messenger RNA of Saprolegnia diclina VS20, 731 nucleotides long. RefSeq lists its product as hypothetical. Gene Ontology annotation, biological process: sodium ion transport. Bases 65 to 694 code for a protein of 209 amino acids. Lineage: Eukaryota; Oomycota; Saprolegniomycetes; Saprolegniales; Saprolegniaceae. The record is from RefSeq and is a predicted model, not a curated record. The transcript is spliced from 4 exons.